Molecule: messenger RNA, 4849 nt
Organism: Ricinus communis (castor bean)
Lineage: Eukaryota; Viridiplantae; Streptophyta; Magnoliopsida; Malpighiales; Euphorbiaceae
Product: alpha-glucan water dikinase, chloroplastic
Exons: 34
Coding region: 191-4600 (1469 amino acids)
Biological process (GO): phosphorylation
Molecular function (GO): ATP binding; kinase activity
Source: RefSeq, a predicted model, not a curated record
AUGAAAUGGUUUUAGCUUUCGAUAGUUUUUGGCUCCUGAUUGAUGGAGCUUCACUAAAAUCAGCAGAAACUAAAGCUAAAGUUACACAAAAUCUCAAUUCUUUUGUGAAGAACAAGAUUGUAUGCUCGGUAAUUUGAUUUGAAUCUGGCUUCUGAAUCAAGGUGUGAAAGGGUGAAUAAUAAUAAUAAUAAUGAGUAAUAGCAUAAGUCACAAUUUGUUACAGCAGAGUUUGGUUAGACACUCAGUAGUAUUAGAACAUCGAAACAAGCUCAACUCUUCGUCGUCUUCUUCUGCUGCUGCUUCUGGCAUUGCUUCUUUAUCGGCACCGCAGAUACGCAGGUCGUCGAUAUCAUCUAGUUUUUAUGGAAACAGAUUAAAAAUUAGCAAAUCAAAAUUAGCUAUUGGAACUCCUCGUCCUGCUACUAUCACUCCGCGUGCUGUUUUAGCUAUGGAUCCUGCUUCUGAGCUUGUAGGAAAAUUCAAACUUGAUGGAAAUUCUGAAUUGCAGGUUUCUGUUAGCAAUGCUGGUUCUAUAACGCAAGUAAAUUUUCAGAUUUCAUAUGGUAGCGAUUCUUUGCUGCUACAUUGGGGUGGGAUACGUGAUAGAAAGGAAAAGUGGAUACUUCCUUCUCGUUGUCCAGAUGGAACCAAAAAUUACAAGAACAGAGCCCUUAGAAGUCCUUUUGUUAAGUCUGGUUCAAGUUCUUACCUCAAAAUUGAGAUUGAUGAUCCUGCAAUACAAGCGUUAGAGUUUCUAGUACUUGAUGAAGGCCAGAACAAAUGGUUUAAAUAUAAAGGUCAGAACUUUCAUGUUAAGUUACCUGAAAGAGAGAAGGUAAUGAUUCAAAAUGUCUCAGUUCCUGAAGAGCUUGUACAGGUUCAAGCAUAUCUGAGGUGGGAAAGAAAGGGCAAACAGAUAUAUACCCCUGAACAAGAGAAGGAAGAAUAUGAUGCUGCUCGUGUUGAGCUAUUGGAGGAAUUAGCCAGAGGUACUUCUGUCGAGGACCUUCGAACAAGGCUUACAAACAGAAAUGAUAGACAUGAAAUUAAGGAGCCACCAGUCGCUGAAACGAAAACCAAGAUACCUGAUGAUCUUGUACAGAUUCAAUCUUAUAUAAGAUGGGAAAAAGCAGGGAAACCCUCCUAUUCUCCAGAGCAGCAACUGAGGGAAUUUGAGGAAGCAAGGCAAGACUUGCAGAGAGAAGUGAAAAGAGGCGUAUCUCUUGAUGAGAUAAGGAAGAAGAUAGCUAAAGGAGAGAUCCAGAGCAAGGUUUCAAAGCAGCUGCAGAAACAAAAGUAUGUUAGUAGUGAAAAAAUUCAACGCAAAAGGAGGGACUUAGCACAGCUUAUUACUAAAUAUGCAGCUACACCUGUAGAGGAGCCAGUAUCAUCAGAACCAAAAGCCUUGAAGGCAAUUGAACUUUUUGCUAAGGCAAAGGAAGAACAAGUUGGUGGUGCUGUUCUGAACAAGAAAAUGUUCAAGCUUGCUGAUGGGGAACUUCUAGUACUUGUGACCAAGCCUCCUGGCAAGACAAAGAUUUAUGUUGCCACUGAUUUCAGAGAGCCAGUGACUCUUCACUGGGCUUUGUCUAGAAAUAGUAGAGAGUGGUCGGCACCACCUUCAGGUGUGUUGCCCCCUGGUUCAGUUACAUUGAGCGAGGCUGCUGAAACACAACUGACCAAUGUUUCUUCUGCUGAACUUCCUUACCAGGUCCAAUCUUUUGAACUGGAGAUUGAAGAAGACAAUUUUGUAGGGAUGCCUUUUGUGCUUUUGUCUAAUGGAAACUGGAUAAAGAAUAAGGGCUCGGACUUUUAUAUUGAAUUUAGUGGUGGACCUAAGCAAGUCCAAAAGGACGCUGGUAACGGCAGAGGUACAGCAAAAGCAUUGUUGGAUAAAAUUGCAGAGAUGGAGAGUGAAGCACAGAAGUCCUUUAUGCACCGAUUUAAUAUUGCAGCAGAUUUAAUGGAGCAAGCAAAGGAUUCUGGUGAAUUGGGUCUUGCAGGGAUCUUGGUGUGGAUGAGGUUUAUGGCUACAAGGCAACUUAUUUGGAACAAGAAUUACAAUGUUAAACCACGUGAGAUCAGUAAAGCACAGGAUAGGCUGACAGACUUGCUCCAGAAUAUUUACACAAGUCAACCACAAUAUCGGGAGAUUUUGAGGAUGAUUAUGUCUACUGUUGGUCGAGGAGGUGAAGGUGAUGUGGGACAACGUAUUCGGGAUGAAAUCCUGGUUAUUCAGAGAAACAAUGACUGCAAAGGUGGAAUGAUGGAGGAAUGGCAUCAGAAGCUGCACAAUAACACGAGUCCUGAUGAUGUCGUAAUCUGCCAGGCAUUAAUUGACUACAUUAGUAGUGGAUUUGACAUCAGCAUGUACUGGAAAAGUUUGAAUGAAAAUGGAAUAACAAAAGAACGACUUUUAAGUUAUGAUCGUGCCAUCCAUUCUGAACCAAACUUCAGAAGAGAUCAAAAAGAUGGUCUCCUGCGCGAUCUUGGAAACUAUAUGAGAACUUUGAAGGCAGUUCAUUCAGGUGCAGAUCUCGAGUCUGCUAUUGCAAAUUGUAUGGGUUACAGAGCUGAGGGUCAAGGCUUCAUGGUUGGAGUGCAGAUAAAUCCCAUUUCAGGAUUGCCAUCUGGAUUUCCAGAAUUGCUUCAAUUUGUUUUGGAACAUGUUGAAGAUAAAAAUGUAGAAGCACUUCUUGAGGGUUUACUGGAGGCUCGGCAGGAGCUUAGGCCAUUGCUGUUUAAGUCACAUGAUCGUCUGAAGGAUCUUCUAUUUUUGGAUAUUGCCCUUGAUUCUACUGUCAGGACAGUUAUUGAGAGGGGAUACGAAGAAUUAAAUAAUGCUGGGCAAGAGAAAAUAAUGUAUUUCAUCACUCUGGUUCUUGAAAAUCUUGCACUUUCCUCGGAUGACAAUGAAGAUCUUAUCUAUUGCAUGAAGGGAUGGAAUCAUGCCCUAAGUAUGUCCAAAAGUAAAAGUGAUCAAUGGGCAUUAUAUGCAAAAUCAGUCCUUGACAGAACUCGCCUUGCCCUAUCUAGCAAGGCUGAAUGGUAUCAGCAAGUUUUGCAACCAUCAGCAGAGUAUUUGGGAUCACUGCUUGGGGUGGACCAGUGGGCUGUGAACAUAUUUACUGAAGAAAUUAUCCGUGCUGGAUCAGCUGCAUCUUUGUCCUCCCUUCUUAAUCGACUCGAUCCAAUUCUUCGGAAAACUGCUAAUCUUGGAAGUUGGCAGGUUAUUAGCCCAGUUGAAGUUGCUGGAUAUGUUGUUGUUGUGGACGAGUUACUCACAGUACAAAAUAAAUCUUAUGGUCGGCCUACAAUUUUGGUGGCAAGAAGAGUAAAAGGAGAAGAAGAAAUUCCAGACGGUACAGUUGCUGUGCUGACACCUGACAUGCCAGAUGUCUUAUCCCAUGUGUCUGUGCGAGCAAGGAAUGGCAAGGUUUGCUUUGCAACAUGCUUUGAUCACAACAUUUUGGAAAAACUCCAAGCACAUGAAGGGAAAUUGUUGCAGCUGAAACCCACAUCAGCAGAUAUUGUCUAUAAUGAGAUAUCUGAGGGUGAACUAGCAGAUUCAAGUUCAACUAACAUGAAAGAAGUUGGUUCUUCACCUAUAAAGUUGGUAAAAAAGCAGUUCAGCGGUAGAUAUGCUAUAUCAUCUGACGAGUUUACAAGUGAAAUGGUUGGUGCCAAAUCACGCAAUAUCUCGCAUUUAAAAGGAAAAGUGCCAUCUUGGAUUGGGAUUCCUACAUCGGUUGCCUUACCAUUUGGAGUUUUUGAGAAGGUUCUUUCAGAUGGUUCAAAUAAGGAAGUGGCUAAGAAGUUGGAACUGUUGAAGAAAAAGUUGGGAGAAGGAGAUUUUAGUGUCCUUGGAAAAAUCCGUGAGACAGUUUUAGGACUGGCAGCACCGCAGCAGUUGGUGCAAGAGCUGAAGACCAGUAUGCAAAGUUCUGGGAUGCCGUGGCCUGGUGAUGAAGGAGAACAACGAUGGCAGCAGGCAUGGAUGGCUAUCAAGAAGGUCUGGGCAUCAAAAUGGAAUGAGAGAGCAUACUUCAGCACAAGGAAAGUGAAGUUAGACCAUGAUUACCUCUGCAUGGCUGUCCUGGUUCAGGAGAUUAUAAAUGCUGAUUAUGCAUUUGUUAUCCACACAACCAAUCCAUCCUCAGGGGACUCAUCGGAGAUCUACGCCGAGGUGGUGAGGGGACUUGGAGAAACUCUAGUUGGAGCUUACCCUGGUCGGGCUCUCAGUUUUGUCUGCAAGAAACAAGAUUUGAACUCUCCUCAGGUGUUGGGUUACCCAAGCAAACCCAUCGGCCUCUUUAUAAGACGUUCUAUUAUCUUCAGAUCUGACUCAAAUGGUGAGGAUCUGGAAGGUUAUGCUGGUGCAGGCCUUUAUGAUAGUGUUCCAAUGGAUGAAGAAGAAAAGGUUGUUAUUGAUUACUCAUCUGAUCCGUUGAUCAUGGAUGGCAACUUUCGGCAAUCAAUUCUCUCCAGCAUUGCUCGUGCAGGAAGUGCAAUUGAGGAGCUCCAUGGAUCUGCACAAGACAUUGAAGGUGUGAUAAGGGACGGAAAACUCUACGUGGUUCAGACAAGACCCCAGAUGUAAUCUUCUAAUUUAUUCUCUCACCUAUUUCUUCUCCGUUUGGAUUUUGCUUACGGUCAUUGUAUAAAUGGGACACAGAAAGAGGGAACUGAAAAGAAAAAGGUAAACAUAUGAAUAAGCAACAAGGGAAAAAUAAUAACAAAUUUAACAUCAAAGAUUCGUAUGUAAUUACAGCCACAUUUAUAAGUUAUAACUUAAACGAUGCACAUUCCCGUCUUAUUAAGCUUAAUACCACCUAUAUAUUUUCUAGUA